AUAAACUAUAGUAGCUAUUGCUGUCAUGUUUGUUUUCUUGAUUUGCAACAUGCUUAAACUGUUUUGUAUGACUCUUCAAGAGAAACAAGCAACUUAUACAAGAACUUGGCAAGCCUGCUCCCUGUUCAAAGGAUCUUCAUUUCGCUAGUCAAUUUUCGCAGUCUUUCUUGGUCCAAUGCUAGACAUGCUUAUGGAAACAACAUUGGUCAUAUUGGCUCAAUCCACCAUACACUGCUGUGAGGUUUUUCUUCACUACCUUCAUAGCCUUAAUGUCUGGAACAAUGUUCUGGGACCUUGGUGGCAAACACGCAAGUCGACAAGACCUGUUGAACGUUGUGGGUUCGGUGUAUACUGCUGUUCUCUUCCUUGGAGUACAAAAUUCUUCUUUUGUGCAGCCAGUUGUUGUAGUUGAAAGAACUGUGUUUUAUCGAGAAAAAGCUGCUAGAAUGUUUUCUGCCUUACCCUAUGCAUUUUCACAGAUUUUGGUAGAGCUACCUUAUGUCUUUGCUCAAGCCGUGACAUAUUGAAUUUGGAACCUCUUUUCAGGAUUUGUCAUCCCUAGACCUGUAAGUAUUAAUAUAGAUCGUUCAUCGAGAAAGACCGUUUCAAUUGAUGUCUAUACAUCAUCCAUGCAGUAGAUACUUAGGAAUAUGAUUUCA
Messenger RNA from Trifolium pratense (red clover), 659 nucleotides. RefSeq names its product ABC transporter G family member 40-like. Gene Ontology annotation, cellular component: membrane. Gene Ontology annotation, molecular function: ABC-type transporter activity. The transcript is spliced from 3 exons. The coding region runs from base 270 to 527 and encodes 85 amino acids. Lineage: Eukaryota; Viridiplantae; Streptophyta; Magnoliopsida; Fabales; Fabaceae. The record is from RefSeq and is a predicted model, not a curated record.